AUGGUGGCCAAGAUAAGGGAUUUACAACAAUCUCUUGAUGGGGCGAAGGAAGAUCUUGACAACGAAAAGGCAAAGUGCGAAAAACGGGCGCUGGAACUUAAAGAGCUGGGAAAGAGGUACGAAGCUAUGUUGCGGUCGAUGCUGGUUUUGGAAGGAUCUCUCGGGCGGAGCAUUGAGACCCUGAAGAAGCAGAAGUCGAGCCGGAUUGAAGUUAUCGCUAUUUGCCUGCGAUGGAUCAAUUCCCGGGGGGUGGUGAGCGAGGCCGAGGAUCGGUUUCGCUCCAACAGCGAUCUUGUCUACACGGCCCGGGAAACGGCAGUGCUGGCCGGGUGCACCGUGGCCGAUAUCGUGCAUGGGUUCGGCGCCGAGGGUGAUCCGACUCCCUGCACCCUGAUUGUGUUCGACUUCGAGCUCGACCGUAUCAAGCUUUCACGAACGAUCCAUUAG
Gaeumannomyces tritici R3-111a-1 is the source of this 447-nucleotide messenger RNA. RefSeq lists its product as hypothetical. NCBI's taxonomy places the organism in Eukaryota, Fungi, Ascomycota, Sordariomycetes, Magnaporthales, Magnaporthaceae. The transcript has 2 exons. The coding region runs from base 1 to 447 and encodes 148 amino acids. The record is from RefSeq and is a predicted model, not a curated record.